Carassius auratus (goldfish) is the source of this 9375-nucleotide messenger RNA. Its product is annotated as potassium voltage-gated channel subfamily A member 1-like. The coding region runs from base 1001 to 2998 and encodes 665 amino acids. The record is from RefSeq and is a predicted model, not a curated record. Gene Ontology annotation, biological process: action potential; protein homooligomerization; potassium ion transmembrane transport. The transcript is spliced from 3 exons. Gene Ontology annotation, cellular component: axon; dendritic spine; voltage-gated potassium channel complex. Gene Ontology annotation, molecular function: protein binding; potassium ion binding; delayed rectifier potassium channel activity. Lineage: Eukaryota; Metazoa; Chordata; Actinopteri; Cypriniformes; Cyprinidae.
UGCCUCUCGCGGCGGAGCGCAGCUCCCCAAUAACACGAGCACAAUGGUCAACGGGCGAGACAGAGCGGCAGACUGAUGCGCGCUGCGCAUACUUACCUAAGGCUAUUUCACAUGGCAUCCUAAAACUUUGAUACAUCUCGAUUCUGACGCCGCUUGUGUGAUUUAUGGAGCCUCGCAGCCUGCUCGCGGUAGCAGCACCUGCUUUUUGGUGAGUGUGAGUCCAGGCUUAAUGCAGCGGUGCAUGUUUUUUGGGGAGGGGGAGAUGGGCAGGUGAUGAGAGAUCCUGUUGAAUAAACACCUAACGGCCAACGUGCCGUGGCCAAAACUGUCAUCCCUCGAUGCGAUCACACCUGACUGCUGAGGUGUCGGGUUCCGCGUUUGGCUACGUCGAGGAAUAUCUGGAUUCUCUGAGCGAGAGGGAAAUUUUGACAAACCUGGGAUUUACAGCCUCAGCCAUCUCUAGCUUGUCAUAUUGAGGGUGGAAGCUGAGAAGACAUCCUCAUAUCAUUUCCUACCUGUUGCUGGUGUCAAGCGGAUUCGGUGAUUCAUUCAUAGCCACUGAAGGGGCAGAGAACAGAACACACUUACACCUCACCCCUCCCUCAAAGCGAAGAUGGGAACCAGCGAUUUCACAGGCGUAUAAAGUCUCAACGGCGACCGAGCACAUCCGAUAACGGAAAGGAGCCACUCUCUCCUCCUGCAUUUAUUUUUCUUUUUGGAUAUUGUAGGCGCGCGUUACGCACAUGGAUUCUAGAACUGUUGGACACAUUUUUCUCAUAAUGGUGAUUAUGAUGAUGAUGUCACCAGAAGCACGUCGCUUCGCUACAGUUGUAAAGUUCAAUUACAAUAGGUAAAAGUGCACUGAAAGACCUUAAAGCACUUCCGAGGGCAUCGGACCUAUUGUUCCAGUCAAGUGCAUUUAUGAACUUGCUGAGCCCGUCUUUUGCUCAGCCUCUUCAGACAAUUUUCCAUCAUUCUGAACGCUUCGUAGUUUAAGAAGAUGGAGUUUGCUAUGGUGGGCGCGGACAGCGGGGGCUGCAACACCCACCUGCCCUAUGGAUAUGCACAGGCUCGCGCCCGGGAGAGAGAGCGCGAGCGGGAGAGACAGUCUCGCGCAGCGGCGGCAGCGGCAACCGAAGCAGAAACGGUCGGAGAGGGAGGUGGGUCCAGUGGCCAUCCUCACAACCACCCGCUUCAGACUCGCACCGCCUCUUCAACGAAUGCCAACAACAGUAGCGCCGGGACCGCCUCGCGCCCCUCCUCCUCCUCCUCCCAGCAGCCUCAACAGCAGCAGCAGCAACACCACGAGCCACCACAGCAACUUCCCAGAGAGCGAAAAAAGCAAAGAGGCGUCGCGCGCUGGAGACGGAACCGCGCGGGACUCGGCGGGGAUCUACGCCAGUCAGAGUUGGCACUCUUAGGAUCCGAGGAGGACAUCAUGAUCGAGGAGGAGGAGGAGGCAGAGGGCGAGGAGGAAGAGGAGGAGAGGGGAAGCAAGAGGUCGAGUUUUGUCUAUAACAUGGUUGAUGAAGAGGAGACGGUCUCGUUAACGGACAGGCGUCCUCAGUCCGGCUACGAAAAUGUUUACAAUGAGUACGGCUGCUGCGAGAGAGUUGUCAUCAACGUGUCGGGCUUAAAGUUUGAAACUCAGCUGAAGACUCUCGCGCAGUUCCCGGACACGCUCCUGGGAGACCCUGAGAAAAGAAUUAGGUACUUCGACCCUCUGCGUAACGAAUACUUCUUUGACAGGAAUCGACCGAGCUUCGACGCUAUUCUAUACUUCUAUCAGUCAGGGGGGCGUUUAAAGAGACCCGCCAAUGUGCCGUUUGACAUCUUUUCAGAGGAGGUCAAGUUCUAUGAACUCGGGGAAGAGGCGAUGCUCAAGUUUCGCGAGGAUGAGGGCUUCGUGAAGGAGGAGGAGAAGCCGCUGCCCGAGGACGAGUUCAAACGCCAGAUCUGGCUGCUGUUCGAGUACCCGGAGAGUUCAAGUGCAGCCAGAGGGAUCGCGGUCGUGUCAGUGCUGGUCAUCGUUAUAUCCAUCGUCAUCUUUUGUUUGGAAACAUUGCCAGAAUUCAGGGACGACAAAGAAUUCCUCAGCCCAGGUAAAAACUCCACACAGGAAGACAAUGGAUUUACGCCAUUCAACGACCCCUUUUUCAUCAUUGAGACAGUGUGCAUCAUUUGGUUUUCGUUUGAGAUCAUCGUGCGCUUCUUCGCGAGCCCCAGUAAAGCUGAUUUCUUUAAAAACGUUAUGAACUCCAUAGACAUUGUCUCUAUUUUGCCUUAUUUCAUAACUCUCGGCACCGACCUCGCUCAUCAGCAAGGCAACGGGCAACAUGCAAUGAGUUUUGCGAUCCUGAGAAUAAUACGACUCGUCCGCGUGUUCAGGAUCUUCAAACUGUCUCGACACUCGAAAGGUCUUCAGAUCCUCGGGCACACUUUGCGCGCGAGCAUGCGAGAGCUGGCGCUGCUCAUCUUCUUCCUCGUCAUUGGGGUCAUCCUGUUCUCCAGCGCGGUGUACUUCGCAGAGGCGGACGAGCCCUCGUCACAGUUCACCAGCAUCCCAGACGCGUUCUGGUGGGCUGUAGUGACCAUGACCACAGUGGGCUACGGGGACAUGAAGCCCAUCACGGUCGGGGGUAAAAUCGUGGGCUCGCUGUGCGCCAUCGCCGGUGUCCUGACCAUUGCGCUUCCAGUCCCUGUCAUCGUGUCCAACUUCAACUACUUCUACCACCGGGAGACUGAUAAUGAGGACCAGACGCCUGUUGUGGAACAACCCCCACCGGGCUGCCCGUAUUUUUCGGAUUUCUUGAGAAAAUUCAGAGGGUCCUCAUCGGGGUCGUCUUUGGGUGACAAAGCAGCAGAGUACAUGGAGAUGGAGGAGGGUGUGACAGAAUCUCUGUGCGGGACUGACACACAGAGCCCUAGGAGAGGGAACGGUACUGACAUAGGCAAAAAGAACAGUUCACAUUCACGAACCCUACAGACAGAUGUAUGAUUAUGGAAGAACGAUCAUUUUCAUAAUUGUGACUGCACAAACGAAUCAGUUAACAGCACACAUGCACAACUUGAAGACAUACGGUAUGCGCGUGCGCAAAACACAAGGAGACGCUCACACACAUACAUACAUGCACUCAUUAAGUUCUGGACCUGAGCUGAAACAUUUUUGCGAUGUGGCUACUUUUGUAGAGAAACAUACCCUGUAAUCACGUGACAGGCAACGCAAAAACCACCAGCUUUACUUGACGUGGAGAGGUGUCUCUAUCUGCCCAUCUGUUCAGUUCAGCUAAAAGCACUGUACGACUACCGGUUCAUUAAUGAAGGCAACAAAAAGGAACUUGCAUAGGCACUUUAUGAGUUACAUUUGUCAGUAAUUGUAGGAAAACAGGCGAGUUCUUAUCUAAUGUUAUUAUGCAAUAACGUUUAAAUCGUUUGCACUAUCAUCAAUUAUGUUAUAGUCUCCCAGUUUAAUGCAGAGGAAAGAAACGUGUAACACUGAGGCAGAGAGGGAGGACAUUAAAAACGACUCACUAAUCAACAUGCCUUGGAUUAGGCCUAUUAAUAAAUUCGAAAUACUGGCAAACAUAGGCUGCAGUCUUCUCAAUAGUAAUGAAUUAUUUAAUAUAUUUGACUUAUCAUGAUUAAUUGGAGAGCAGCAUGUUGUGUAAUUUAAGGCAAUGCUAUCUUAAAUCCCAUUAUGGCAAACACGAGUCCGCAUGGCAGUAUUCAGUAUGUUCUACACUCUGGUAAAACCACUUUUAGCACACACCCUGUGUAGUUAUUUGUGCAUUGUCUAUGGUGACUGAAGUGUCAUUUAUAGCCAGUCCCCCCACUCCCACCCUUUUUUUUGAGUAUUUUGAAGCAAAUCAGUCAUGUUAGUUUUUGUUCAUUAGCACAAAAUUUGAAAAACCAUAAUUUAUCCAUCACACAAUGUGAGGAUUCAUUCUUCCUGAGCAUCACAGUCACAUUAUGGCAUAACGAGGCAAAAAUAACCGGUUCACAUUCUCUGACAAAGUAAACACCUCGUACAACAGAGUCAACGACACCAUGGCUUGAAGGAUCAGUUUGACCACUGUUUUCAAGUUACUGUCAUGGAAGUAUAUUUCAAGGGAAUGCUUCAUGCAACUAUUUGUCUUCAUCCCUUUACCAAAUGACAAUGCAUCCCUUUAUAAAAAAUGCUGGCGGAAAUGUACAGCACUGAAGGGAACAUGAACUUGGUGGACUUCAUGCACAGCGAAGUCUCGUCCGAUUGGAAUGCACGAUGACCACUGAUCAAGCGCAGUGCAUUGUGGAACCCAGCCUUGUGAGUCUUUCCUAUGAGAGACUUUCCGUCAGCCGUUGGACUCCUACAGAGGGGAACAGCCAUGACUGCCAGUCAACGAACAGCUAUAGGACAGGAUGGGCGCAUCAAUGCAGGUGUCACUGAAGCCACUGCUGGACAUCAGAUAGAAAGUGGACACUGCAGCCUCUCAGACGAGCAGUAAGACAGGAAGUCCAUCAAGCCAGGUGUCAAACUGUUUAAGACCCACCCCAAUAAAUGCCUUAAAGACACAGUACACUACAUCCUUAUGUAGACAAACCUGCAGCAGGAGACUGAGCUUGUCAAGAAGCUUGACAAGUUUUAAUUUUCCUCUUUAUGAGUAAAUCAGUGUCUUGCAAGAUCAGAUGUGAAUAUUUUCUUAAAAUAGAGAAAUAUUUGUUUGGGUGUAAUAUUGUCUUUUUUUUUUUGUUGUUGUUCAAUUUCUUUCUUUCUUUUAUUUUUGUAGUAGGCCUGGUGAAAGCUGUUCAGUAUAAGUGAAGGGAAAGUCUACUGUCUGUCUGUGGCAGCCUCUUCCAUCUAGUUUUAUCUCUUUUUAUUUCCUAAACCAAAAGACUGCCAGCUGGAAUGGAGAAAUUCAGCGGCAGUGUUCAAUGAUGUCAGUCUGAACGGGUCACACAUUUACAGUAUGAAUGCAGGGUCAAAUCACAUUCCCUUCAGCACCAGACUCAUUGCUUUUGCUCAAAUCUUCAACAAUCAAGAAUAAUCUGCAUUUAGAUUAGAAGAGCUCUGUCAUGAAACCCUCAAUGUUCUUUAAGGGAUAGUUCACCCCAAAUUUCAGAAACUAAGGUGAUUGUUUAUUCACCCUCAUUAUGUUAUUUCAAACCCAUAUGACUUUCCUUUUUCUGAAAAAUAUAUUAGUGGUAUUUUUUUUGUUUGUUUGUUUGUUUUUUGUUUUUUUGUCCGUUUAAUGCAAGUCAAUACGUUUGCAUGGACCCAAAUAUUACAUCUUUAAUCUGAAAUUAAAUUUUAUUCAGACUAUAAAGAGAUGGUGUAGAAUUGAAAUAAUUUAAUGAACAGGAAAAAAUGAAGCUCAUUCUGUAAAUGAUUAAAUCUGACUAUUUUCUCAAUCGGAUUUAAAAAUGCCUUACCAACAUACGUAGAAGCAUAUGUUUACAUAUGUUUUACAUCUUGUGACCGUGCAUAUGUUUAAAUGUCAUGUCUUAUUGGUCAGUGGAGGAAACUAAAUAUAUAAUAAGUAGUUGGUAAAAAGCUUGUCUGACAUAUAAAGUCAUGGACAAUAAUACUGGCACCCCUGCUUUUCUGUCAGUUAAUGCACUAUUUCUCCAAGAAAAUUGUUGCAAUUACAAAUGCUUUGGUAUUCUUAUGUUUAUUUCUUUUGUUUGCAUUGGAACAACACAAAAAAGCAAGAGGAAAAAAGUCAAAUCUGAAACAUUCUACACAUAACUCCAAAAAAUGGAGUGGAAAAAUUAUUGGCACCGUUCACAAUCUUCUGAAAUAAUUGUAUUUUAAGCAUGUGAUGCUACUUUAAUUUGUAAUUAAACUUACUUGUAGCAAUUCACAGGUGCUGGCAAUAUAGAAAUCCAACUUGCAACCAGUUCAAAUGGGGGGAAAAUUAGUCAGUCUUUGUGUUGGGUGGAGAAAAGAAAGAAGAGUAAAGAAUUGUCUGAGGAUUUGAGAACCAAAACUGUGGAAAAGCAUUUUUUAAUAUUGAAUAUAUGUAAUUGCAUUAUCUGACAGAUAUGCAGGGGUUACAAUAUUUUUGUCCAUGACUGUGUCCACUUUUUUAAAUCUGAUUGUUUUAUUUCAACUGCUUCACAGAAGAAAGGAAGUCAUUCAAGUUUGAAGCAACAUAAUAGAACUUCCAUUUUUAUGUAAACAAUGUGUAAACAGUCCCUUUAACACCCAGUGGAGUCAAACAUCAGUAAUAGUCAUUUGAAAAAUAUACCUAUAUUUCUGGUGGCCUUGAUGGUCUCUAAGGUGCAGAUAAAUGAUGAAAGUUGAAUUGUGGGUGCCAUCAGGUUUGGUAGACAGCUGGUUAUUCAUUUGAGUUGGUGCAUUACUGGACUGAUGCCCAGUGCUCAGAUGGUGAGCAAUGUCUGCUGCUCUCUGCCUGCAUCCACUUUAAAUAUCACUGAUAAUAACCCAUGACAGACUUUGGUUUAUAAAUAUUACUGAUCAGUUCAUCACAAUAGGAAUAACACUACUCUGCUGAUGUGAACUGGGAAUUUUGGUACUGCAGUUCAAGUCGCCCCUUUUGCAAUACCCUCUUAUAAAUAGUGCCCUCAAACAGCAGACUGUGAAUUACAGUGCCACACUGACAGCAUGACAAUAAAGCCACAUAUAAACAGAUCUGCAAGUUAUAUUCCCAGGUAACUGACACUCUCUCUCCCUCUCUCUUGUCUGUUUGGAGACACAGCAACAUAAAGAGACGAUACUCUCUGUGAAAUGACUGCCCCACAAUCCCCCCCGUCUCUGUCUCUCUUUUCAUCUCCCACUCCUUUCUCAUUCUUUGUCUUUUGCCUAUCUGACAUGCAACCAAGCAUGCAGAGCUAUGCACACAGUUGUCUUCUCUUUCUCUGUCUCUCUCUUUCUGUCUGUCUGUCUAUGUGUUUUUCUUGUCGGAUGUUCUCAGAAUAGACAACGUGUCAGAAUUUUAGGAUAAGCGUGGUCUGAUCUUAUAGAAUAUAAACACAAACAAUUUCUAGAAUGAACCAGCUGCUUCGUUGUCAAGGAAAUACAUUCAAGUAAUCUGUAUGCAAAGUUCUAUGGAAGUGUACUAUCUAUUUUUUUAAAUCUAGCCUUGAAUAUUAUAUAACCAAAGUCAAACCCUGAAUAUCUAUGUUCUAUGUUUGGACCUCUUUUAUUUAUAUAUUUUUUUCUUUUGAGAUUUAGACCUAGUAAAAUAGAUGCACAUGAAGCACGACAUAUGUACAUAAGCAGAUGUCUAUUUUAUUGUGUCCUCAAUGUCACGUCAUUUUAGGCAAAUCUACUUUUUGACUGUUAGCCUUCUCGAGUCCCAGGCCCUGUUUUUCUCUCGUUCUCUUAAUUCCUAAUGGUUUUGUGCACCUCGUGAAAGCCGAUCCUGUCAGUAGCAGACUCCCUCUCCUCAGCUCUCUCUUUUUUAGUGUAUGUGUUAGUUAGUUGACUGGACUAUCUAACAGAGGACCACUUGCUGAGUGCUUUCAUAAACUAUAGCCAAGAUCAUCAGGUGGAUCAGCGCCAUGAAGCAACUAAACAUGGAGCAUUGCGUCAUGUCACAUGUUGUAGAUCUACAUGUGACUUUAAUAUGUAAAUAUGUGUUAGUGCUAUUAUGAUGUCACCACGACACGUUGCUCUGUGCUUGAUGCGGUGGAUCAGAACGGUUUACAUUGGAGAACAAAAUAAUUCCUUAACAUCCACGAUGCGAUGUGCAUGGCUCUUUUUAUUAUACACUGAGUCAACAGCCAAGAAUUACCAGUCAACCGUGAGGAGACUUUGUUACCAUGGAGAUGUUCUGCCAGUGCUGACUGGUCAGCUGGCUUUGGAGGAAAAGGAAGCUUUGCCUGGUGAAAAAGGAGAAUUACCUGCUAAACGAGAUAAACCAUAUCAGCACAUCCUCUCAUUGAUUUGAUCGAUUAUUUUGUUCAUAUUCAACUUGCGAUUAAACUGUGGCUUAUGCGGUCUGAUUUGCACAUGAAUAUGGAAUGCAAUGGAGAGAUAUCUAAAACUCACUUAUUAGAUGCACACACAGUAUUACCAUUAUGAAUUCUGUUUGACUGUUAGGGAUGCACUGACAAUAAAAAGAUACUAAUAUAUAUAUUUAUUUAUUUUUUUGUUGUUUUUUUAUGUCAUGGCUGAUAGACAAUGGCUGAUAUUAAAAUUGUAUGCUAUUGUCUCUAAAAUCUUUAAAUUAAAAAAUUAAAUGAAAUGUUCUUAGGUGCUACACGUGAAUUUAGGCGUUUAGUCACAACAUUGUAAUGUAGGGGAGAUUCAUUUCAAGAUUUGCUAAAGGUGACGUUUAACAGUGUUAACAAAUUAGUGCUUUUAAAAAUUUCAAAUGAGCGUUAGAUGACGGCAAAGAUGAUCUUAAUGUAAAAAUGGUGGAAACAAGCAUGCAUAUAUAUAUAUAUAUAUAUUAAAUUUUUGCCGAGCUGACCGUUAUAUAUCCAAUACAGGGGUGUCCAAUCUCAGUCCUGGAGGGCCAACUUCCUGCUGAGUUUAGCUCCAGCUUGUCCCAGCUAACCUACCUGGAAGAUUAUUUUAAUCCUGAAAACAUUGGUUACUUUGGUUCAGGUUGUUUAGUUGGGGUUGGAGCAUGACAGUGGUCCUCCAGGAGUGGGAUUAGACAGCCGAUCCAAUAUAUAAAUUAAAACAAAUCUUUAAUAUUGACUGAUAUAUUGUGCAUCCCUAUUUGAUUGCAAAAUGGCCAGAAUCCCUGCUGUUGAAUGAGAGAUACUGAGACAAAAUUAAGAGAAUCCUUAGAAAUGCAACUUAAAAAAUAGCAAUCAUAGAAAACCUGAAACCUUAGCACACCAAUGUGAUAUUUGAUGUAUCGUAUGAACUAUAAAUAUUUUCUUGUGGCUUUCAUUACAGCAUGGAAUAUAUUGUACUGUGUACAAGUGACUGUCUGCUCAUUAUUAAUGGAUUUCAGUGAGCUUAGAUAAAUUCUAAAGAAUCAUUAGGCUUUUUUUCACUUUUGUAAAGUGUCAUAAUGGACAUAGUUACCUGUGUAACGCUUCGCUGCUCACCCCUCGUCUCCACACAGUAACGAAACCGCAGGAGAACAUUGCUGACUGGAAGAGAUCUCUUUCAAUUACCAGAUCACCUUACUUCUAGUGUCUGGCUUACAGCAAUGUAGUGUAUACAGCUAUAGGUCACUAACGAAACAUAGGCUUUCGCAUGUCAGAAAUAUGAAUCUAAUAUCAGAUCAUUUUGGUAAUCACAGAUGGACCUCUGUGUAUUUCAGCUUCGAUGAGAGGUGUGUUGGUGUGUGUUGGGUCAGCUUUUGUGCCUCCUAACAAACAUGCGGAGGGAGAUGCGCUCGGUGAGUCUGUGUUCUUCUGAUGAACAAUCCAGAUGGCAGGAAAAUGUAUAGAAUGCCCCCCCCCCCCCCC